AUAUUAUUUUCUAAUUUAACAACAAGCCACGCCUUCUCAUUAAUAACCAAAGCAGCAAGAUGGCUGCUCCAGACGACCUUGAAGAAAUCGAGCUGCGGCCAUUGGGAGAGGGAGAUAUUGAGGUUGAUCCUAAUGGCGAGAGUCCUGUAUUGGGCAGGCCAACUACAGAGCUCCUCGAGACUAUUGUUAAGCAUCCUGAGCAGAUCUUAAGACCACCUGAGAGCAGAAUGAAGAAGAAUUGGCACAGGUCAUUCAUACCACCUGAACCUAUUCUAACUGCAAUCAAGGUCCCUUCCUCCAGGAGGGAAUGCAAGUAUUUCUUGUUCACUCGCUUCCCAAUAAUUGGCUGGUUGUGGAUAUAUCAGCUUAAGUUUCUACUGGGAGACAUUAUAUCUGGCAUCACUAUUGCUGUUAUGCAUAUUCCUCAAGGUCUGGCUUACGGAUUAUUGUCAGGACUGCCCGCAGUGUAUGGAUUAUAUGGAUCAUUUGUACCUGUCAUUGUUUACUCGUUUUUAGGAACAUCGAGACACAUAUCUGUCGGAACUUUUGCAGUUGUUAGUUUAAUGGUGGCUAAUGGUAUCACUCACGUGCUUGAAAGCAAUGAAGAAAUGUAUCCCUGCCUAAAUGGCACUGAAAAUAACGAUAUAAUAGUCAGUAUAAGUGGAACAGAGAUGAGUUGUGAGGAGCUAAAAGUUAAAAUAGCAGUUACACUUUCAUUUCUCUCUGGAAUAUUCAUGAUAAUUUUAGGAUUAUUUAAGUUUGGAUUUAUCACUAUACUCUUGUCCGAGUCACUGAUCUCCGGCUAUACGACUGGAGCUGCAGCCCAUGUAUUUACUAGUCAAGCUAAGCAUAUAUUUGGACUGGAUAUAGAACCAAUAAGAACACUUUUUAGCAUUCCUAAGAUAUGGGUGGAAGUAUUUAAAUCAUUGCCGACCACUAAUAUUGCUACCCUACUAAUCUCUAUUGUUACCAUCAUCACUCUUAUUAUAUUUCGUAUUGUUGACCGUAAAGUUAUUCGUAAGCUAAAGAUACAAUGCUGGUCUUAUUCAUCACAGAGGAAAGGCUGUUUCAAAAAUAAAGAUAAAUUCAAGUGGCCGGUGCCAUUACCUUCACAAUUAAUUGUCGUUGUUGUCGGUGCUAUUAUCUCAUAUGCGGCUAGUUUUAGUCACAAAUUUGAUGUUAACAUUAUCGAGGAGGUCCCACUAGGGCUACCAAGUCCUAGCCUUCCCACUGUCUCAUACAUGAUUCCUUUGAUACAAGAUGCUGCCGUCAUAUCUAUUGUCACUUUUUCUGUCUCGAUAUCUUUAGCGCAAGUUUUUGCAAAGCAGCACAAUUAUACUGUGUCUCCCGAUCAAGAGUUUAUAGCUUACGGUGCUAUGAAUUUGGUUGGGUCAUUCUUUUCUUGUCUUAACACUGCUGGCAGUCUAUCAAGAUCAACUGUACAAUCUGUCUCUGGCGGAAAAACACAAUUAGUUGGUCUUAUUUCAUCAAGUAUCAUGCUCUUGGUGUUAGUGGCAUUGGGUCAUUUAUUUGAACCGCUACCUAAUGCUGUUUUAGCUUCUAUAAUAUGGGUAGCAUUGUAUGGAAUGUUCUCUCAAAUAGUUGAUGUCUGGAGAUACUUCAAGCUAUCAAUGUCAGAUAUGUUCAUAUGGCUAGUUGUCUUUACAGCAACAGUACUAUUAGGAGUGGAUCUAGGACUAGGUAUUGGUGUUGGUUUCUCUCUUGCUGUUAUACUCUUUAAGAUUGUCCUACCCAAAUCAUUAGAACUUGACCCUAAAAGCUAUGAUGAUAUAGCUAACAAAGAAUUGAUUACGAGACUUCCUGAUGUUAUCAUUUAUCGGUUCCAAGCCCCGUUGUGUUUUAUCAAUUGUAAAGUGUUUCAAGCUCGUUUAGAUAUUGUGUGUGGCAUUGAUAGAAGAGCAUCAUCGGACGAUAAGCCUGGCUGCAUUCAAGCAUUGUUUUAUAAAAUAUUGAAAAAGAAGAGAGGAAAUUGGAGCCCUCAUUCACCUACGCAUCCUGUCAAUAAAGUCCAUACAUUAAUACUGGAUUGUUCGUCAAUCGGGUUUAUGGAUGCCAUGGGAGUGAAAACAAUGCAGCAACUUGUUUUAGACUUCGACAAGUUUGGUAUACAAGUGUUGUUUGCUGCUCUAACAAGCAAUAAUUAUGCUAUGCUAGAGAGAGUUGGGUUUUUUGAUAAAUGUGGUAAAGAGUGGAUAUUUCGUACACUAGAUGAUGCCACAAGGCAUGCAACUGCUGGAGCUAAAUUACGUCCUGGACAUAAGGAGGAGGCAUUGUACACUGUUACUAAUCUGGAAGAUUCUGAAGAACAGGCUAAGGCAUAAUUCAGGAAAUAUUAAUGAAAAUCUAGAACCAUGAACCAUGAUAAUUAUUUAUGGUGUUAUUUAAUAUUGUGAUUGAUCAUGCUCAAUAGUUGUUCAUGUAUUAUGAUUUAUA
Molecule: messenger RNA, 2454 nt
Organism: Amphimedon queenslandica
Lineage: Eukaryota; Metazoa; Porifera; Demospongiae; Haplosclerida; Niphatidae
Product: solute carrier family 26 member 6-like
Exons: 21
Coding region: 60-2342 (760 amino acids)
Biological process (GO): sulfate transmembrane transport
Cellular component (GO): membrane
Molecular function (GO): secondary active sulfate transmembrane transporter activity
Source: RefSeq, a predicted model, not a curated record